AUGAAACGCCCACCCGUCGCCGCUGGAGACAUCAAUAUGAACAAGAAGCCCAAACGAGAAGAAGAAGAAGAAGAAAUGUCUAAAGAAGCUGAGGCCGUACUAUUAGACGACAACCUGUUGUACGAGGUGCUGAAACAUGUCGACGACGGGCGUACGUUAGCCUCAGCUGCCUGCGUUAGCAGGCAGUGGAAGCGGACGGCGCAAGACGAGCAGCUGUGGGAGUUGAUCUGCACCAAGCACUACAACCGCACUCCUCUACAGCUCCGAGUCGUCGUUCUGGCUCUUGGCGGCUUCCGCCGGCUCUACUCCAGACACCUCUGGCCACUUCUCAAGCCGUCUUCUUCGUCUACCUCUUCUCCUCCGGCUGUUUCUGCUUGGCCUUGCCUUCCUCCGGCUCUGGCGGCGGCGCCACGGUCGAAGGCUCGAUGGGGAAAGGAUGAGGUGAAUCUUUCACUGUCCUUACUGUCGAUUAAGUAUUUCGAGAAAAUGAGUUUUAAUCGAGGAAAAUAA
This is a messenger RNA of Fraxinus pennsylvanica, 510 nucleotides long. The record is from the annotation of a GenBank genome assembly. NCBI's taxonomy places the organism in Eukaryota, Viridiplantae, Streptophyta, Magnoliopsida, Lamiales, Oleaceae.